Molecule: messenger RNA, 3249 nt
Organism: Lytechinus variegatus (green sea urchin)
Lineage: Eukaryota; Metazoa; Echinodermata; Echinoidea; Temnopleuroida; Toxopneustidae
Product: AFG1-like ATPase
Exons: 11
Coding region: 39-1517 (492 amino acids)
Cellular component (GO): mitochondrion; cytoplasm
Molecular function (GO): ATP binding; ATP hydrolysis activity
Source: RefSeq, a predicted model, not a curated record
CUACACGUAUGACGUAACUCCGGUGGUGAAGUCUGAAGAUGUCAUUCGUUUCGUACUGCGUCCUAAGAAGGGCCCGGCAAAUCGUUACCAGCUCGAAGCUGCAGAGAAGUUUGGAUUACCAAAUCAAGAAUGAUCACCUGAAGUGCUUAUGGAAUACCUCCCAACUCCUCACAAGGCACCAACACACAGAACCACUCUCAUCAUCGGAGGAUGGUGGGGGCAGGGGUCCGCUCGCUCGAUAUAACAGCCUAAUUGAAUGUGGAGAGUUGAGAAAUGAUGACCACCAGAGGGAGAUCGUUACCAGGUUACAACAGCUUCAUGAUUCUGUUCGUGGUUAUCAACCAGAGGAGCUUGGAUUCUUUGAGAAGGUCCUUGGGAAGCGGGCCAAACCAGCACCAACCGGUCUGUACCUGUAUGGCAGUGUAGGAACAGGCAAGACCAUGCUGAUGGACCUGUUUUAUGAAGAUGUAGCAGUAGACCAGAAGAUGAGGAUCCAUUUCAAUUCCUUCAUGUUGGAUGUUCACAAAAGAAUUCAUGAGAUCAAGAAACAGAUGCCCAAAGACAGGGACAGCACCAAACCUCAAGCAUUUGAUCCCAUCUCACCGGUAGCUGAGGAGAUCAGUAAAGAGACAUGGAUGCUGUGCUUUGAUGAGUUCCAGGUAACAGAUAUUGCCGAUGCCAUGAUACUCAAACGUCUCUUUACCCAACUCUUCAGUAAUGGCGUGGUUGUCGUGGCAACAUCAAACAGGCACCCAGAUGACCUUUAUAAGAAUGGUCUUCAGAGAAGCAACUUUGUACCGUUCAUACCAAUAUUAAAGAAACACUGUGAUGUUCUAAAUCUAGACUCUGGAAUAGACUACAGAAAAUUGUCAGGUCUUCCUGUUGAUGGUCAAGUGUAUUUCAUUCAAUCUCAGUGUGAUGCAACCAAUAUAUGUGAACAGAUGUUUACCAAUAUAUGUGCUAGGCAAGGAAAAGAAGUGAAAGAAAUGACGUUAAGAGUACUUGGGAGAGAUGUAAGGAUACCAAGGUCUUGUGGAAGGAUAGCCAGCUUCACUUUCGAUGAUCUAUGUUUGAAGGCUUUAGGAGCAGGCGACUAUCUGGCCAUCGGUCAUAACUUUGAUAUCGUCUUCAUUCACAAUAUACCUCAGAUGUCGCUUAGUUCCAAGUCAGCAGCGAGGCGAUUCAUCACAAUGAUAGAUAACUUCUACGAUGUGAAGGUAAGACUGAUCUGCAGUGCUGAAGUACCCGUAGAAGAACUGUUCGUAACGGGUGCUAUGACACAGAAAGACAUGGAAGAUAACUUCAUGCUAAUGGAUGAUCUCAAUAUACAACGGGGAUCAGAACUAUCCCACGCAAGCAUCUUCACCGGCGAGGAGGAGCUCUUUGCUUUCGAGAGGACGAUCUCCCGUCUGAUGGAGAUGCAGACGGAGGACUACUGGAGUAUAUCGGAGCAAGAGAAACAGGAGAAACUCAAGAAGAGAAAGAAAACUAAAGAAGAAGAGAAGAAGGCCUUAUGACGAUAACCAGGCAAUCAGAUUCUAUCUAGACUAUUUUAAAUCUAUCUAUUUUGAAUUUUAAUGAAUUCGUACCUGGUUUUAUGCAAUUUAUUGACGAUGAAAGCUGCUUUAAACUGGGCCCUGUGGCAUGAAAAGAUAUAAUGGAUACAUACGAUUGAUUAAAAUUUGUAUACAUAGUUUGCCUUAGAUUGCCAUUUACAGUUAGUUGUAUAAUUGAUUGUAACUUCAUGGUACAGGGCCCAGGCUUGUUUUAACCAUCAUAAGGAAUACAUGGGCAUCCAUUCUAUCUUAUCUUCCAUCAUUUUUUUAAAGAGAAUAUUUUAAAAACAUUGGAUUUAUUUCAGUUUUUACCUUGUAUUUUGCAAUAAACCUAGUGUGUACAUUUUAUUGAAUGAGACAUUUUAUGGCUAAUUACUAACUUUUAACAUCAAGGGAGUGUUUCAUAAAUCAUCUUGUGUUUGAUCUUACAAAUGUAUAUGCCCUAAGCCAAUCAGAGGCAAGAAUAUUAGUAGCUUAUAACAGAUGUCAUUGAAAAUCAAUGUCAAAUGAAAAUCUCCUCUGGUCUUUUUACAUUAGGAAGGAUUGAACACUUUUAAUUGAACUCUCCCAAGUUCUUAUUCAUUCUGUAUUAAGGUAAGGACAUAUACUAAUAAUGAUUAUUUAUUAUAGCGCCAUCUAUCUAGAAAUAAUUCAUUCUCAAUGUUAAAGUGAAGAGGCAGUUGAAAUGUCCAAGAAAGGAUCAGGUUUGCUGAGGGGAGGAGUGGGGGGGGGGAGGGGAGAGGGAUACUCACACUGAAGAUUGCCAACACAGAUUAGUGCAUGUGGGACAGUAUUUAUUGUUCAAAAAAAACCAUCAUCUGGCUAGAAUUUUUUUUUUUCAUUACAAAUUUUCUACUGGAAUCCUGUGGCACAUAUAUUUUACUUUAUACAUACACACCCCUGGGCCCCGUCUUACAAAAAGUUACGAUUGAUCCAAUCAAUUGUAAUUCUAUGAAAAUCCCUCAGUGUCAUAAUUUUUUUCUACAGAAAAUUGGCACAAUGUCCUUUGUGAACAAAGAGAAGCAAAGUGAAUUUUCAAGAAAACAAUGGAUGCACGAAUAUACAUCAUAGUUAGAGAAUAUUUCGAUCAAACAUGCAUAAUAGAUGUUGACGUCGUUGGCCGUACAUAGUUGUGAUUGAUUAGAUCGAUCGCAACUCUUUGUAAGACAGGGCCCUUGAUUCUCAUUUGGGAGAGUAUUUUGCAAAAUUUAUUUUUAGAUCAUCACCACAACUAGCAUUUCAUAACUGAAGCCAGUUAUCGUUGCCAAUUUACAUUUAGAAAUAAGACUUUUGUCACAGUUAAGUGAAAUGAACCAGUAAUAACUUACCUCAGUUUGAAGUAAUUUUUUUAACAUAUAAAAAUUUUAAGAAAUAAGUAUUGAAAAUAAGAAAUAUCAAGAUCGGCCUUUUGUAUAUGAAAAUAUAUAUUUUUAAGAAAAUUAAGCAUGCAAAGGAGUUACUAUUCCAUUUGAAAUCAUCAUUGUUUCAGUGUUUUUAAAUGUAUAUUUAUGGGCCCUUACUGAAAUUAUUUUGAAAGUAUAUAUAUGCUAUGCUGCCAAGAGUGAUUGUCAACUGCAUGAUAUCAUUUGAGGAAUAUACAAGUAAACUAACACAAUAUAAACUGAAUGACAUGAACACAUACUUGUGAUGCAAGUGUUUGAGAACUAAAUCCUCAUUUUAAUGUUUUAAAGGA